AUGCCAAGGGUCGUUCUUCACCUAUCCAUGUCAAAAAAAUGCACAAAUAAGAAGUCUGCUGUUAGUGUUGAAGCAGAUGUCCUCUACAGUUUGCAGGCUGAGUUAUUGGAACUUGAAGUCCAACUUCCUGAAGGUGAACUCUUGUUGGACUUGAUAAGCAAAGUCGAAUCUUGCGGUUCUCGGUGCUUGGAAGAGUUGCCUCGUAUUGGCAUUGAGUUAAAAAAGGCUUGUUGCAGGGUUAAAGUUCUUAAGGCACUUGAAUCCAAAAUGACUUCGGAUUUCCUUGAGCAAUUAAUAGCAGAGGCCAAUGUGCUGCAGAUUGAAAAGGAGAAGCUGUUCGUUGAUAUUUCUGAACUUGCAGUUGAAAUGGUUUGGGAAGAAAGAGCAAAGGAAGUCCUUAGUAAUGAGGCAAAGAUGUCUGAAUUUGAGGAUAUUUUGAGUUUUGAAAAUCAAGCAUCAAGUCUCAUCAUUAGAUGCAUUGUAGAAGCUGGUCUCUCUUUCCGCCUUGAGUUUGCUCUGAUCUCAAAGCUGCAAGAUGCAUGUUCUACUCUCAGAUGGUGCUUUAAAGGCCUUGCUGUCUGUGAUGUGAUUCCCGCUCUUCAGGUUGGUAGUAUGCCAUUAGCAUUAACAAUUUAA
Messenger RNA from Oldenlandia corymbosa var. corymbosa, 636 nucleotides. The record is from the annotation of a GenBank genome assembly. Lineage: Eukaryota; Viridiplantae; Streptophyta; Magnoliopsida; Gentianales; Rubiaceae.